Messenger RNA from Anopheles moucheti, 723 nucleotides. RefSeq names its product antigen LPMC-61-like. Lineage: Eukaryota; Metazoa; Arthropoda; Insecta; Diptera; Culicidae. The record is from RefSeq and is a predicted model, not a curated record. The transcript has 3 exons. Bases 1 to 723 code for a protein of 240 amino acids.
AUGGUCGAACUGCGAAAGGUGCUCGGGGAAAUGUCCCUCGCCAAUGAGCAGCUUCGGGCCAUGGUGAAGGAGCUGCAGCAAGAGCUGGUGAUGCUGCGACAGCGUACCGUGGCCAACGAAGAUAUGGCCCGGGAGGAGCGGAAGCUGGCCCGCGAAGAAUUUAAGCUGGCGCAAGAGAAAUUCCACCAGGAGCUGCAGUGGAAUAAGGACCAGGCCCGCCAGUGGUAUGAAGAGACGCAGCGUCUCAGAGGCGAGCUGGCAAAGGAGACUGCGUGCCACCAGGAGUUGCUGGCACAGAUGCUUGGUUGCGGCGGUAACCAAGCUCUGCAACCGCAGCAGCAGGUGACAUCGCAGAGCUCCCUGCAGCAACCGCAACAGCAGCAACAACAACAGCAGCAGCAGCGGAUGACGUAUGCUAACGUGGCGGCCGAGACAUCCGGCACGCAGGCUUCCCAGGGCGGUUCUUGGACGGUGGUGGGGCCUCGUAAAGCACCGCAGAAGUCGCAGCAGCAACAACAACAGCAGCAGCUGGCCAAGCCGCGACCACAAUCUGCGGCGGCGAAGCAUUCGCGAUCCAGCACGUCCGCGGUGAACUGGAGCAAGUCCGCAGUCUACCACCGGCAGCUAGCUUUAGCGGAGACACCAAAGAGCGCCAUCUAUUGGGAACCGCUGGAGCUUUCGCGAGUGGUGUCACCUGGUGGUCGGUACCGGUAUUACGGCUAG